GGUGGCAACCUUUGAUCUGGGUGGCAACCUUUCACACCAGCUUUAAUGUUUUUUAGUCUAUUUUUAUGUAAAACGAAAGUGCAAAAAUGAAAAGGACAUAAAUGCGCACUCGACAGUUGAACAAAUAAUUGAGCUGUGCACUCAAAUUAACAAGCAACGGUCGGUGCUCGGUUAUGGUUUGAUAUCCAUUUUACCAGUUUUCGCUGCGAAAAUAAUUUCGGCGCCCCGUUAAGCGACGUGUAUUGGGGCGCGGCGCUCAACUGAAAAGACCAAAACGACGAGUAUAAAGCCAAUAUCAAUAAUAAAUUUGCUAGAGAUAUCAGCGACAGAUAUCCACAAUGGCCGAAAGACCGAAAAAUUUGUUUGCAACUGGACCGAGUCGGUCACGCAUUCCACCUGAUCAGCUCAAUCUGAACAAUCUUAGCAUACGACAUCCGCCAUCGUCAACGUCGUCAACAUCGUCGGGAUCGACAUCGUCAGGCUCAAGUUCCUCAUCGCAGCAAAAUAAUGUGGCGUUACGUUUUGGCGCCCAACCCAGCUUUGUGCCAGCUGUACCCGUGCCCAGCAGCAGUAGCAGUAUUAGCACCAGCAUCAUAUCCAGCACUGGCCCUGGAACUGGAACUGGUACUGCCAGUGGAAGUGGAAGUAGCAGCAGCACCGCAACGGAUCGUCAUCGGGAGCGUAUAAGACAGCAGGCAUGCGGCAAGCUGCAGUUUGGCGAUGGUGCCGCCAACACACAUCAUUUUACAUCAGAUGAUCUCGAAGAUUUGGGCGAAAUUGGUCGCGGUGCAUUUGGGGCAGUUAACAAGAUGAUCUUCAAGAAAUUGGACAAAGUGAUGGCUGUGAAGCGUAUACGCUCAACGGUCGAUGAAAAGGAGCAAAAACAAUUACUUAUGGAUCUCGAGGUGGUCAUGAAGUCAAAUGAAUGCAUCUACAUUGUGCAGUUUUAUGGGGCGCUCUUCAAGGAAGGCGACUGCUGGAUAUGCAUGGAGCUAAUGGACACCUCGUUGGACAAGUUCUAUAAGUACAUAUUUGAGAAAAAGCAGCGGCAUAUACCCGAGUCCAUAUUGGCUAAGAUCACGGUGGCCACAGUGAAUGCUCUCAACUACUUAAAGGAAGAGCUUAAGAUCAUACAUCGUGAUGUCAAGCCGAGCAAUAUUCUCUUGCAUAGACGUGGUGACAUUAAGUUGUGUGAUUUUGGCAUCUCUGGGCAGCUAGUCGAUUCCAUAGCCAAGACUAAGGAUGCGGGCUGCAGGCCCUAUAUGGCGCCCGAGCGCAUUGAUCCGGAGCGCGCCAAGGGUUACGAUGUGCGCAGCGAUGUUUGGUCUUUGGGCAUAACAUUGAUGGAGGUGGCCACUGGCACAUUUCCCUAUCGCAAGUGGGAUUCGGUAUUCGAGCAGCUUUGCCAGGUUGUCCAAGGCGAUCCGCCACGUUUGCAUACAUCCUAUAAUGGCAUGGAGUUCUCCCAGGAGUUUGUGGAGUUUGUAAACACUUGCCUCAUCAAGAAGGAAAGUGAUAGACCUAAAUAUAGUCGGUUGUUGCAGAUGCCGUUCAUAAGGCGGGGCGAGAAUAGCCACACGGAUGUGGCGGCCUAUGUGGCUGAUGUGCUUGAGUCCAUGGAAAGCGAUGGCAUCACACAGUUCACAACCAAUCAGCCAGCGGAAAGUUAAUCUAAAAAAGAGUCAUAAAAUAACUACAGUAACAACAAAAAAGGCAACCUAAAAACAGAGAAAACGAAAAGAAAAAAAAACUAUAUUGUUGUCUACUUUGUAGCAUUCGUAGUAAACGUAGCGCGUAUUUUGUUAAAACAAAAAAAAAAAAAAAACUAAAACGAUAAAUACAUUUGUAAAGAGCGUAUAUAACUUUUGUAUUUUGUGAAAAAAUGAAAGUAUAGCGCUAUGAAACGGUUAAAAACAUAAUGAUGAUAACAAAUGUGCGCUAGCUGGUAUUGUAUUGUGUUUUCUAUAAACGGUGUAGAAAUUCCUUUUUUUUUAUCUAAGUUUAUUGUUUAUUAUUGUCAAUAAGAACAGAAGAAGAAACCAGCAAUUUAAUGCGAAAUGAAAAUUUAAAGCAAUAUUUGUAAACAUUUGUAACAUGCAGAUCUAAUGAAAAUGGAAAUGAAAAUGUUAACUAAACACCAAUUAAAAAUAGCCAUAAAACAAUACACAAAUAGAUUAUUAUAUUCGUUUUUGCAUAAUUUAAACGCAUUUUAUAAAUUUUCUUUGCAUAUUAAAGUUAAGUAAAAAGCUUUAAACAUUUGCCAAGUGGCUGCAUUUUUUAAAUUUGUAGGAGAAAUUAAUGAAUGCAAAACAAAACAAAAUUAAUCCAAUGAUAUACAAUAAAAUAAUUAUCAAAAAUACAUUAAUACAAAACACACACACAGCUACACACGUUUUUAUGCGUAGUAAUUAGUUAAUAAGCCCUAAAGAAUAUUUAGCAAAAACAAAAACAAAUAAAUGUAUUGUGCCUAAGUAUAAA
Messenger RNA from Drosophila innubila, 2478 nucleotides. RefSeq names its product dual specificity mitogen-activated protein kinase kinase 4 (gene Mkk4). Lineage: Eukaryota; Metazoa; Arthropoda; Insecta; Diptera; Drosophilidae. The record is from RefSeq and is a predicted model, not a curated record. The transcript is spliced from 5 exons. Gene Ontology annotation, molecular function: JUN kinase kinase activity; ATP binding. Bases 339 to 1670 code for a protein of 443 amino acids. Gene Ontology annotation, biological process: protein phosphorylation; MAPK cascade.